Molecule: messenger RNA, 866 nt
Organism: Nematostella vectensis (starlet sea anemone)
Lineage: Eukaryota; Metazoa; Cnidaria; Anthozoa; Actiniaria; Edwardsiidae
Product: caveolin-3
Exons: 2
Coding region: 24-557 (177 amino acids)
Biological process (GO): caveola assembly
Cellular component (GO): caveola
Molecular function (GO): molecular adaptor activity
Source: RefSeq, a predicted model, not a curated record
UUACCAUUUUAAAUUACCAAAAGAUGUCCCAGAGCUUUGUCCAGCCUGCAGCAGCCAAACGCACGGAGAUCAGACUUCGAAAGCGCGAUCACAACACCAAGUCAACAAUGGCGUCAACCGAUAGAAUAGAUGUUGAGAUUAGAGGCUCUGAGAAAGAGAUGGAGCAUGGAAACCAGCUGAACAUGACGGACAGGGAUCCUACGAAUAUGAAUGACCACGUGCGGGUGUUCUUUCAAGACGUAUUUGCUGAGCCAGAAGGCACCCAUAGUAUAGACGGCGUAUGGCGAACAAGCUACAAGACCUUCGUGGCGACGAAAUACUGGUGCUACCGGAUAAUAACCGCUAUUUUCGGCAUUCCCACGGCCAUUCUGUGCGGCUGUUACUUUGCGUGCUUGAGCUUUGACUACAUCUGGUGCGUCAUGCCCUGUCUUAGAGGCUACCUAAUCGAGUUGCAGUGCUUGGGGAAGAUCUGGGGGCUCUGUAUCCGUACAUUCUGUGAUCCUCUCUUCGAAUCUUUUAGCAAGAUAUUUUCCGGAAUUCGUGUACAAAAUGUUUAGCAAAGAGGAGAAGAACGCAUGCCGUUCUCGCAUAUGGUUAUUUAUACUCUUUUUAGUAUCUCAUUAUCAAAUGAUUAAUUGGAAUUAAUAGUUUUUUUUUUUAUUAUUUAUCAUUGAUCAUACCAAAUCAAACUUUAAUGUAUCAUUCAUUUGUUUUUUUAACUUUUCAAUCUACUUUACAGAAACUCGACAUGUCACCCGUAUUUCUCGGAGAUGUCGUAAAAUUAUCAAAAUUUGCUUGGCUAUUAACUUUUGUGAAAAAUUAUUACAAUAAAAUUCGGGGCUUGUUCCCCGCCACCAGUCACUCUA